Erpetoichthys calabaricus (reedfish) is the source of this 2811-nucleotide messenger RNA. Its product is annotated as tumor necrosis factor receptor superfamily member 10B-like. The record is from RefSeq and is a predicted model, not a curated record. The coding region runs from base 130 to 1386 and encodes 418 amino acids. The transcript has 10 exons. Gene Ontology annotation, biological process: TRAIL-activated apoptotic signaling pathway; positive regulation of apoptotic process. Lineage: Eukaryota; Metazoa; Chordata; Cladistia; Polypteriformes; Polypteridae. Gene Ontology annotation, cellular component: cell surface; plasma membrane. Gene Ontology annotation, molecular function: protein binding.
CUAUCUUGUUUUAUUUAGUUAGAAGCCGGGGAAAGUUGGAAGAGACUUAAUGAAGAAUUUUAUGAACAAUAUGUACUGACAACAAAGGGAAACUACACGUAGAUAACUGUAUUAACCAAGGAAUUUAUUAUGAACUUUUUAAAAAGCGUAUGGAUUAUUUAUAUGGGCUUGUUUACAUGUUUCCUGCUUCAACCAGUUUCAGGGAGUGAUGAAGCAGGAGCGAGUGACUCCCUGAAAAACAGAACCAUCCGAGGUGUUUCUUGUCCACAAAAUACGUAUCAAUAUCAAGGACGGUGCUGCAUCAAAUGCCCUGCUGGAGAACAUGUGAAAAAUCACUGUAUAUCAGAUAUGACAGCAAGUAUCUGUGAGCCUUGCACUCCUGGAGUAGACUACACAAGCUACGAGAAUGGCCUGGAGCAAUGCCGUCCCUGCACAACCUGCAGAUCAAUUGAUCAAGAAGAAGUGUCUCAAUGUACUGUCAAGCAGAACAGAAUAUGCCAGUGUCGAGAAGGCUCCUUCUUCUGCAACAUUAACCAUCCUUGUGAAGUGUGUAAACGCUGCAAAAAAUGUAAAGAAGGCGAGAUUGAAAUUACACGGUGCAAUGCAACCACAGACACUGAUUGUGGCAGUUCCGUUACUACUAAAAAGCCUGAAGAGGAAGGUAAUACAGAAGAAGGUUCUUCACAUGGAAUAUAUCUGGCCAUUUUGUUACCAGUUAUCAUAGUUGUGAUACUUCUGGCAAUUUAUUUCUGGAAGAAGAAAAAUCGGCAACAAAGUACUAGAAAUACUGAAGAUGACCCCGAAUCCGCAAGCAAGAUGUUACAUCAGGAUAAUGAAAGUAAAGAAAAUCAAGAAGAGAGGCAGAAUAAUGCAAACAACAGUUUAAUGCUGAAGAAAACACAAACAGAAAAUGAAGAUGAAGAUAAAGGCAUAGGAGGGAGCAUUGGCACAGCACAUUCAUCACAAAACAGCCUUCCCUCAGUGUGCAACACCAUUCCACUCCAGAACAACUCAGAGUCCUCUACAGGGAAUGAAUCCUCGGCAGAAGACUUCAAAGAGGAGAUCCCAUUUCUUAUUCCUGAUCAGGACAAAGCCCUCGAAAAAAGUCUAGACUACUUCAGCUUUGUUUUUGUACGGGAGCGGCCCAAGUUCCUAAGGAGCAUUGGACUGGAUGAUAAUGAAAUACAGAAAGCACAUUACCGGCACCCAAAAAGCACAGAUGAGGAGCUUCACUCUGCCUUGCUGAUGUGGUUGGAAAGCAAUGGAGCCAAAUCUGAUAUAAACACUCUGCUGAGGGCAUUGUAUGAGCUGAACCAGAAGCAUACAGCUGAAAAUAUAACCAAAACCCUUAUAGAAAAAAAAUUAUAUAGAAAAGCAAAUGGCUAGCAUGGACAUGUAUGGUGACAAAUGGAAAGUGUUUUUUAAACUUGCGAGAAUCCGAUUUCUACGAAUGAAGAAAGGAUUUAAGAGAGAGACAAAAACGUACCAAGAUUUGACUCACAUUAAGCACCAGGCCAGGUGGUCUGUUGCUGUGGCGGGUUCUGUUGCAGAAAUUUUGGUAGCUUGCAGUGCACUGCUAGAUCAGCCUCAGCAAUGGCACAAUAUUAACAUGUAGUGUUUGCAUAGCCAGCAUGGAGUGACCAAAAAUGAAAGCACCUCAUUGAAACAAAUAUACAUGAGGAGUUAGUUGAUGGUGUUCAGUCAUCUAGAAUCACUGAAACCUAUUUAACAGCAGUGGUACAGAUCUCUGCUGCUGUACAAAUUACUUUUUGCCAGCCCAAGGCUGAUUAACUUUAUGAAAUCGAUGUAUUCCUAUGAGCCAUAUGAUUCCUAAGGUAAUCUUCCAUAGGAAACUUUUUUUUUUUUUACUGAUAUCAGAUUUCAGGGAAGUUUGUGUUUUUAUUGGAAGAUAUCUCAGUUGCUUCUGAUGAACAAUUUUAACUAUCCGAAGAAAAUGAAUAUGAAAAUGUUUUAAUUUUUUCAAUUUUUAAAGGGAGUCUUUUUGAGGCUGAAAGUUUUUUUUUUUACACAAUACUGAAUAACAAUUUCAUGUGGAUUAAUGUGAAAGUCAGCCUCAACAAUAACCAUGGAUACUGAGAACAGGAAAAAAAAUUCCUGUAAAUAAACAAUUAUGAGUAACCUUUCAGAAUCUUCAUUUGAAACAUGCCUCAUUAUUGUUUGUUUCUCUCACAUUUCAUGGGAAAUCCUAUGGAAAAAACUGGAUAGUUAAUUACUGCACUUAAGUCAAAGUUUUUUUAGGAAUUAAUGAAAUGUUUGAGUCAGAGACAUUUUCCCAUUUUAAGGGUCUGGUACCUUUUCUCAAUAAGACUCUUGACUUCUUUGGGAUUGUUAUGGUGUUGUUUAUACAAUUUCUUUAAGUAUUUUGAUAAUUUAUUUUGAAUAUAAAUUCUUAUUUAAGAAAUUGUUAACUUUUAACUUAAUAUUAAAACAUACAAGGAAAAAAUGUGAUUUUCCUAGUGAGAUAAAUUCAAGUGUGAGGAAACAGCAAACACUGAAGUGACAGCACUGUGCACAGUCUUUCUUGCACCCGGAACAAAGACAUGUAGAAUUUAAGUUGAAGGAAUUGUGUGAAAAAAAACUUUGCUUUUUUGUUCCUUGAAUGUUAAGUUCACAUUUUAUUGAUGUUGCAGGGCUAUGUUGGCCCAAUAAAUGUGAACAAAUUGAAUUUUGUACAGUUACAGUACAUGUAUAUAUUGAAUAUUUUAAUUAAAAAAUGUAUAAAUUCCAUUUUGUAUGUUUCACUUUUUUAUGUAAAAGCACAAGAAAUCAUAUUACAAGCCAUCAGGACUU